Messenger RNA from Camellia sinensis, 477 nucleotides. The record is from RefSeq and is a predicted model, not a curated record. NCBI's taxonomy places the organism in Eukaryota, Viridiplantae, Streptophyta, Magnoliopsida, Ericales, Theaceae.
AUGGUUGUGAAGUCUGCAGAGGUAUCUGAUUCUGCUAUGCUUCAGAGAGAAGACUUGGUUCUUAGAAACUUCCAUACUUGUCCCUACAUCUAUCGUUGCUUCGACGAUGUAAUUAUGCCCGCUAAGGCCAAAACCCUAGCUGAUUUGAUCAGCAAAAAUGAUGGCAGAGGAUUUCCUGAAUCUGAUGUUAGGCGCUAUACAAGGCAUAUUCUUGAAGGUCUUGAUUGUGUUCAUAGCUCUGGUUAUGUUCACCGUGCUCUAAAGCCUGAAAAUAUCAUAAUUGCUCCAGUUAGUCUUAGUACUAGAACUGAGACUAAUUAUGUGGCUAAGAAUGGUGAUUUUGGGUUGGCAAACACAAAAAAGCAGAUGAUGACAACAUCAAAAUCUUAUAAAUUGAGAGGAAAUAUUCGAUAUUUGUCGCCAAAGACGGUGGUUGAUAGAGGGCUACAACAAGAGACUCCCUCUUCUAAUGUAUAG